This is a messenger RNA of Closterium sp. NIES-65, 1902 nucleotides long. Lineage: Eukaryota; Viridiplantae; Streptophyta; Zygnematophyceae; Desmidiales; Closteriaceae. The record is from the annotation of a GenBank genome assembly.
AUGCGCUCCCGGGAUGCAGCGCUAGGUAGCUCGACCCUUAGGUUCCACCAUUCGCGGUCGCUUGCCCGCGACAUCACGGUUCUCGCUCUCUCGUACGUCGUUUCCUCGCGUAGUCCGCGAUCGCGCUCCCCUUCUGUUCGCCCGCCCAUCCGCAAGUCGCUCCCGUCACCCUACCUUCCGCCCGUCACCGUCCCUUCCGCCCGUCACCCUCCCUUCCGCACGCCGCUCUCCCUUCCGCACGCCGCUCUCCCUUCCGCACGCCGCUCUCCCUUCCGCACGCCGCUCUCCCUUCCGCACGCCGCUCUCCCUUCCGCCCGUCGCCCACCCUUCCGCCCAUCGGACUCUCUUCCGCACGCCGCUCUCCCUUCCGCCCGUCGCCCUCCCUUCCGCCCAUCGGACUCUCUUCCGUCCGUCUCUCUCCCUUUCGUACGCCGCUCUCCCUCCCGCCCGUCGCCGUCCCUUCGUCCCGUCGCCCUGCCUCCCGCUCGUCCACUCGCAAUCCCUGUCUUCCUCUCUCCCCGUCGCCCUUGCCAUCCCUCCCGUCUCCCUUCCCGUUUCCUGUCACCUUUCCCUGCUUCCCCCCAUCCCCUUCCCUGCUUCCACCCAUGCACCUCCCUGCUUCCCCCCAUCCCCGUCCCUGCUCCCCCCCAUCCCAUUCCCUGCUUUCCCCCUUCCCAUUCCCUGCCUCCCCCCAUCCCAUUCCCUGCAUUCCCCCAUCCCCGUCCCUGCUUCCCCCCCUCCCCUACCCUGCUCCCCCCCUCCCCUUCCAUGCUUCCCCCGAUCGCCUUCCCAGCUUCCCUCCCCCCUUCCCCUUCCCUGCUUCCCCCCCUCCCCGUCCGUGCUUCCCCCCAUCCUCUUCCCUGCUUCCCCCCCUCCCCUUCCCUGCUCCCCCCCUCCACAUCCCUGCUUCCACCUACCCCUCUCCCUGCUUCCCCCCCUCCCCUUCCCUGCUUCCCCCAAUCCCCUUCCCUACUUUCCCCCAACCCCUUCCCUGCUUCCCCGUGUCCCCUUCCCUGCUUCCCCCCCUCCCCAUCCGUGCUUCCCCCCUUCCCCUUACCUGCUCCCCCCCAUGCCCUUCCCGGCUUCCACCCAUCCCUUUCCCUGCUUCCCCCCAUCCCUUUCCCUGCCACCCCCCCUCCCCUUCCCUGCUCCCCCCCUCCCCUUCCAUGGUUCCCCCUAUCCCCUUUUCCGCUUCCCCCCUUCCCCUUCCCUGCUGCCCCAUGUCCCCUUCCCUGCUUCCCCCCCUCCCCUUCCCUGCUAUCCCCUCAUCUCAUUCCCUGCUUUCCCCUCAUCUCCUUCCCUGCUUUCCCCUCAUCUCAUUCCCUGCUUUCCCCUCAACUCAUUCCCUGCUUUCCCCUCAUCUCAUUCCCUGCUUUCCCCUCAUCUCAUUCCCUGCUUUCCCUUCAUCUCAUUCCCUGCUUUCCCCUCAUCUCAUUCCCUGCUUUCCCCUCAUCUCAUUCCCUGCUUUCCCCUCAUCUCAUUCCCUGCUUUCCCCUCAUCUCAUUCCCUGCUUUCCCCUCAUCUCAUUCCCUGCUUUCCCCUCAUCUCCAGGUGUUGUCCACAUCCAUCAAAACCUGCUUGCCACCCAUACCAGGCUUGUGCACUGUCCUUCCUGCCAUGCUCAUACCCUUGCUCUCCACUCACCCCCUUGUUCUCCCUCGCCCCACUCCCCACCCAUCCGCCUGCGCAAAAGCAGAUCUAGGACUGGAUCCACCACGCCGCAGUGCACACGCACUGUUGCCGUCGUCCCUGCGUGUAAGGCGGGCUUGGGAGCUGCAACACCCAUCAGCCAACAACAAGUCAGGCAACUGUGCACGACAUGUCGCUGUGCACGGCACUCUGCAAGCACUUCGGCAGCGCCCUAUGGUGGCUACCUUAUGUACCUCAAUAAGACAGGGUUAG